Episyrphus balteatus (marmalade hoverfly) is the source of this 3921-nucleotide messenger RNA. It is a transcript of the gene btz, whose product is annotated as bromodomain-containing protein DDB_G0280777. Gene Ontology annotation, molecular function: mRNA binding. The record is from RefSeq and is a predicted model, not a curated record. Lineage: Eukaryota; Metazoa; Arthropoda; Insecta; Diptera; Syrphidae. The coding region runs from base 314 to 3121 and encodes 935 amino acids. Gene Ontology annotation, biological process: mRNA processing. Gene Ontology annotation, cellular component: exon-exon junction complex. The transcript has 5 exons.
ACUCAGUGGAAAAAGAAAAAAAAAUUUCCUGUUAUUUGCAUACACACACAAAAAUAUAAUUUUUUUUUUUGUGUAAAUCUAUUUGUUCCCUUCUCUCUCUCAAGAAAGUGUAGCAAAAAAUUCAUUUCACGGUAAAAUUUUUUUGGUGAUAGUUCGCAAUUGGUUGCGUUUGUUUUAAAAAGAAGGAAGAAAAUUUUCCAAAUACCAAAAAAAAAAAAAAAGGAAAAUAUUAUAAGAAAUAAUAAAGCAAUUUCACCAUAAUCAAACAAUAGCUACACUAAAUUAAAGUGUAACAAACAAAUAAUAAAAUUAAAUGGCUGAAGUUGCUAAUUUGCCAUCGCAGGCGCCACCAACUUCAACGGAGCAUUCUGCGGCUUCGGUUGUAGCUGUAGCUUCUGCUGCUCUCCCUGCUGAUAUACCAAAUAAUGAAAAUCUUAAAAAUGAGAUAAAUGAUUUAUCAUCGGCCGCUCAAUUGGGAACUUCGCCCAAUCAGGAAAAAUCGAGUAACUCUCAUCACCAUGAUUCGGAAUAUGAUACAGCUAGUGAUCUUGAAGGUGGCACUCACGACGAUUAUGAGGAUGACGAUGAUAAUGACGAAGAAGGCGACGAAGAAGAUGAUGACGAUGAUGAUAGUGUUGAAGAAGUCGGAAAUAGUGACACCGAUAGUGUUGAAUUUGAUGCUGAAAGACAACGUGGCGAUGGCCAAGAGCAGGCAGACUAUACGAAGAAAGUAGAUGAGGAUCGAAGCAAUCCACAGUAUAUUCCAAAGAAAGGAACCUUCUACGAGCACGAUGAUCGUACUGCUGAUGAACCGGAGGUCCAAGCCUCUCAAGUAACUGAGACAAGUGAAGCUGGAGGAGAAAAUAAGUCUGCUUCACCGACUACAAUUUCUCAGGCUUCAAAGACUAUGAAAAAAUGGCAACCUGCUUCAGGAGUUGAUCGUUGGUCUCAUGAUCGUUUUGUUGCUGGUGAACAAGCACCUAAAUCUCGAACUGAACUUGUAUCUGCUUAUGGAUACGAUAUAAGGGAUGAAGAUGGUCCGCCACGAGCACGUAGGCGCCGUCGAUAUGCCCGUGGUCCGAGUAAGUACUCUAGAAAUUGGGAAGAUGAAACAGCCUACAUCAAGGCUAGCAAUGCCCAAAGAAAGCCACCACGGCCCGAAGACUUUCCGGCCUUGGAAGAAAGACAAAAAGCCCGAAAAUCUCGUAGUUAUCGUGAUGAAAAAGAAAAUCGUUUCGAUCGCCAACAAACCGAUCGAAACCGAGUUGCGGCUGCAGGAGGCGGAGGUGGCGGCGGCGGCGGACAGCAAAUACCCAAUCGCGAAAAUAAAGAACCAAUUAGACGAAGCACGGGUAACCCAAAGCAUGUUCGUUCAGGCGGUCGACAACAUGGUAUGGAAUUUAAGAACAAGAAUCGUUCCAACAAUUCUGGCCAUAUGAACUCAAAUCGUGGUAAUAAUAACAUUGACCGAGAUGGAGUCAAUAUAACUCGAUCAAUUGUCAAUAAUCAAGCUAUUGAACAAUCGUCCAUUGUAGAGUCAUCGAAUUUCCAAAAAAUAUCCUCGAAUCCAAAUAACAAAUCUAUGAAUAUGCAACAAACAGUCAAAGUUAUUAAUCAGCAGCCAUUUAAUGGUUAUGAGCAGCAACAAGGCCAAGCCAUGCAUAAGUCUCAACAGCAACAAGUCAAUAAUGCUAGUGCGAGUGGAUAUAAUCCACGAGAUAUAAAUGACAAAUUUACAAACAAUCAUAGUAAUCAGAGUCCCAGGCCGGUGACGGCUCCAACCUCGAACUUGUCUGCUCGUUUGCAACAAGCUCAGAAUCGCAACGAUCCCAGUCAUGUUGGUAGUGUUCAAAUGCAUACAUUGGCCAAUCAACACAGUCCACAAGUUCCAAACCAGAAUGUUAUGCAAAAUGCUAUGGUUGAAAUUCAGCACCAACAACAGCAGCAACAACAACAAAUGCAACAGGUUGUAAAUCAACAAGAACAAGCUCGAUCAAAGAGAUAUUCCAGUCUAAGACAGAGAACGCAACAUGAUACUGCCGGAUCCGUGCCUAGCAAUCCACACUUGGAUCAGCAUACUCUUCAGCAGUUGCAAAUGCAACACGAAGUGCAGCAACAGCAGCAGCAGCAGCAACAUCAACAACAAAUAUCAUCGAACGUCCAUCCACCACCACAGCAAUUGAUGAUGCAAGAGCAACAAUUGAUACAAGCUAACUUGAUGCAGCUUUAUCAUCAAGAGAAUCUUCAAGCUCAGAUGCAAGCUCUACAAGUAUCUAGCUUGCCUCCGGCAGCUGCUCCACAGCCACCAGCUGCUCCUAAACAGCCUUAUGCUACACUCCCUCAGCAGUACGCUGCUGGAUCUUCUGGGCCACCAGCUGCCACAUAUUACGCGGCAUCAACGCCUGAUUACAGCACGCCACCACCAGCAGCUGUUCCACCCCAACAACUACAAUACACACCGCAACCUACUGCAUUUAUGCAGUCUCAGUCCGCAGCAGCUCCACUUGCCUUUAAUCCGACCGCAACGCAACAGCCGAUCAGCCAGAACGCCAUGGCACCUCCAAUAGCCGCUUCUGCCCCAGCUCAGGUACCCCCAGGCAGUGUCAACUAUGUCCAAGCGGCUCCUCCAAAUCCGGCGACCGCACCUUCAGCUGCUUAUCCGAACUAUACCAAUUACACCCCCAACUUCAAUACAGUUGGGGGUACAACAUACUUCGUUCCUACACCGCAGCCGACAGCUCGUCCAACAGCUCUGCCACAAAGAAGACCCACAAAUGCUAUACCAAUUCUACCGCCAUCCGAAAAGAAGCGAACCGGAGAGACUAAGCAAGAAGAAGACUCAAAAACAAACAGUUCAACUGCAUCUGCUACAUCAGCAAAUGCUCCAAUUGGAAGUGCUGAGAACAUUGAUCAUAUUUUGGACAACAUGUUUGUACAGCGAGCGCCAUACCAACCUCAAACUCGCAAGAGUGCUUCUCCACCCAGUGAUGACCCGAACAAAGGUUCCAACACCAACUCCACAACAGCAGCAGCUGCCGCAGGUGUAGCCGAUCCGUCCUCUGUUGGUAAAUCCCGGACACAUGAAUCAUCUGCUGUAGAAUGCAUCUCUGUUGGACAAUGAAUCGUCAUCAACUUCUAAACAAUCAUCAGCAGUGCCAGAUGCCAAUACUCAGAAUAUGGUUGUAAUGGGCUCAGUUACAAGUAAUUCCGAAUCUGGUGCUGGCCUUGCUGAAACUCAUCCCAUGUACGGCGGCGGCGCCGGUGAAUCUAUUGGAAAGCAGUCAGCCAUUGUACCGCCGCAGUAGGAGUUAAUUAUUAUGAAACGUUUUUGUUUGGAUUAUUUCAACAACAAUCAUGGUUAACAUUUUUGAUAUAUUUCUUUUUUUCUCUUUGUUUUCGUUUUCCACUCCUAUACACCAUCCCUCCCUAUUUGCUAUUUAUAGUUUGAAUUCUUUGGACUAGUAUUUUAUUGUUGAAUUUUAGAGCAAACUAUAAAGCAAAAUCAUUUAAAUGCGUUAAGCAUGUAAAAAUCAUGCAAUAACUAUUAUUUUAUUUUUUUUUUAUAUUUAAAAAUUGAACAAAAAAAAAACAAAAAAUUAUAAAUAUAUAUAUGAAUUAUAGAAUUUAGGAACAUAUUAUAAUAUAACUGUUUAAUAUACAAUUUUAAACAAGAAAAAACUUUUAAAUCUUUGAAGAAAAAAAAAACACAUAAAUCAUGAAAAUAUGUAAUAACAAAAAAUACUUAUUAGAAUUUUAAAUAGAAAUUAGAUACAAAUUAUGUAUUUAACAAAAAACAAAAAAAAAAACGAAUGAAAAAAAAAAUUGGAUAUUUGCGAAAAAGCAUUUAAUGUUAUCAUCUAUUCUUUUUUUUUAAUUUUAAAAUAUAAUUUAUUUUUAUCAUGGAAUAAAAUAAAAACUGAA